AUGAUGACGAUGAUGAGAAACAAAGUCACGAGGACUUCUUCUUCAUCGAGAAAGAGUUUCAGACGCAAAAACCGCGGAGGACGCGCGCUGCGAACGCUUUUCGUGUGCGCGUUGUUCGCGGUGUUUUUGUCCAGCAGCUUCCCGCAAAGAAGACCAAGCGCGACGACAAAAGAAAAUAAAUUUGGGAAUUUCUUGUUUGUUGGAGCACAAACUUCAGGCACGGAAACGGAAGCCACGGUGGCGGAGGCGACGCCGUGCGACACGAGCGUACCACCAUUAAACGGUGCAGUUGGAACGUGUGCGAACGUUUUAGACGCGGGCAAGACGUGUCAGCCGACGUGUAACAAAGGGUAUACGGUUUCCGGGAAAACCACGUGCGUGGGCGGCGUGUUGGAAGCGGCCACGUGCGAGUUUUACUUUUGCAAUUCUGAUCCGGACACUUUUUUCAAAGAAGAAGGGUUGGGGGAUUUGAAAAACUAUUUUUGCGCGGUUGAAGAUACGGUGAUGACGACGACGUUGAAACCGACGAACAACGAGUGGGAAGCGGAAGGGAACACGCUGACGUACGAAUUGAUUUGCCCGCCGGACAGGACGUUGAAGGUUGGGGCCGUAGGAAACGAAGUGGCGCAAGCGUUUUUGAGCGAAGGCGGGGUUUUAUCGUUUACGCCGGAUACGCACAAAUUUUCUGAGAGUAAAACCGAUUUGUCUCUGUUUUCGUUUCGUGUGACAAAGACGGUGUAUGAUGCUAACGGUGAGAUGCUGUCGCAAGACACGGAGGUGUCGACGGGAAGAAUUUACAUCGAGCCGAGAAACGAUCCGGCGAGUUGGCCCGAUGAUGUUGAAGAUUUAACAUUUGGACAACAAGUGAGACCGAAUAAGUUGACGCCAACCGGAACGAACAGCGGAUGGCAAGGGUAUACGUUUGAAUCGUUCCAAACCGCGACGGCAUACGCGUUACCGACCGAGUCCGGGACAUCCGGGGACUACAACACGUAUAUCUUGAGAGGCAAUUUGAAUUGCAUCGAUGCAUCGAAUGUGGGAGUGUCCGCAGAUGGUUUCGUCAACUGCGCCUCGGGGUACGCGUAUGAAGACUUGGAUGCCGACCAGGAUUAUUUACAAUACGUGAUCACCAAGCUGCCGACGUACGGAGAAGUAAGGUUGUCGUGCGACUACACAGCCAACAAUGGUAAAGGCGCCCAAUUGUGUGGCGAAGAUGCCGGCGCGUUUGUAUAUAUCCCGUACGGAAAUAACAGCGGAUUGUCCGAUACGUUCGAGUACGCGGUUAACGACGUGGAAGCGGGCGGACACGAGGGGUUGGAUCCGCCGACGGGUUUGCCCGCCGGGACGAGAGGCGUCAAUUCGGCCUCGAGACGGGUGAAGAUCACCGUCGCCGAAAAGACGUUCUUACCAUCCAUCACGGGUGUGAAGGAACUCGUCACGAACGAAGUGUCCACGACGGCGAAUGUUGUGGAGGAUACGAAGACGGACUUCUCGGUAAAGCGCGCGGUCGCGGCGGAUUUACCUCAUUCCGGUAAAGACAAGAACGGUGAAGACGCAAGCAUUACCGAAUCGAUGUUGAGAGUGUACACGGCGCAAAACUCUUUUUACGACGCCGUCACAGAUGUGGAUGGCUACGAAACAGUUGAGCACGGGAGAAUCAAGUGGCAUUGUUGGGACGAAGGGGGGGACAACGGCCAGUGUGAAGGCAACGUUUGCGCGCAGGAACAUUCCGGAGAGCAGGUAACUGUGAACGAGUUGACCAUGUACACGUGCGAUUGUGAACCCGACCCCACAAAGAACAUUUUCGAAGAGAACAACUUUUGGCAAACGUGCACGAAGAAAGUUUUGGAGGCUGGUACAGAGCUAAGCGCGUAUUUUACUUAUGAACCGACGAAGGACCGAGGCGGUGUAGAUGAAGAACUUUGGAUGCGCAUCGGGGUCAAAGAUGGCAUCGUCACAGGUUUCAACUACGAAACUGCCACAGUGCUCAUAAGUGUUGUCAUUUCGCAGGUAGACGACGGGUCCGAGCUCGGCGUGUACGGCAAAGACGCGGAUGGCGUAGAGGUUUUGAAAACCUCCAAUCCAAUGUUUACGGCGCCAAUGACCGUGACCGAAGUCGUCGGCACGACGAAGGAAGAGCUCAGUUUUGAGGAGUACGCAAAGCAAUGGCAAGAGUUCAAGAUUAAAGCCGCGGAUGAGGACACGGAUAGACUUUUCAUCACGUUGAUAAACGCAGACGCCAUCCAAGGAACGGUAACGCAUCUCAUACAGGGCGUGCAAACCGGCGAUCUGACCAUGGGUACGGACUUGAGUGACCUUUACGGGUCUAUAAACGUCGUCUCAAUGGGUGGGAACAAAGAGACGGGAUUUUCCGCGACGCUCUAUUAUCGCGCGAAGGAGUAUUGGAGAGGCCCGAUGGAGACACUCAAGUUUGCUGUCUCGCAACAAGAAAAUUAUAGAGGUGGCGACGACAACGCUCAAAUAAUUGAAGUCACAUUUUCUACCAAGUGCGCUCCUGGACACACUAAGAACUCUUUGGAAACGCAGUGUACACCGUGUGGCUUUGGUGAAUACGCGCAGUUGUUUGACAUGAUCUCGUGUUCGCCUUGUGCCGCCGGUACUUUCGCCGGGAAAACUGGCUCAGAGAAGUGCGAAUCAUGCGGAGUGACCUCGUAUCAACCUUUUGAAGGUAAGAGAGCGUGCACCGCGUGUCCAUCGAGAUCGACCACGGAAGGUGGUGCCAUUGCUCUCACGGAGUGUUUGUGCGACGUUGGAACGUACGGGAAUCUGCUCACCGUCAUCGACGACCAAACGAGCGACUUUGACAGCAUUUGCAAGGUUUGCCCGCCUUUGGGGAGUAGGUGCACAGAAAGAGGUUUAAUCGUUCCAGAAGCCGAGUUUGGAUAUUUCGUCGAUAUUCCAGACGCAGCGCUAGGGACUGAAUUAACAAUUCGUGAGUGCACGCCUGAACAAGCAUGCCCGGGGAACGCGACUGACGAUCAGAUUUUGGCGGACGUCUACCCGUGGACUAUCCAGUGCACGGAAGGAUACGAAGAGAAGGGUUGCGCGCAGUGCAGUAACAAUUACUACCGCUUGAAGCAGCAAUGCAACAUGUGUCCAGACACGAAGUGGGAAUCGUAUUUAAUUCUUUUCCUGAUGUUGGUUGGUUUCAUCAUGUUGUUGCCGAUCCUCGUCAAGUUAUUGAGAAGAUUCAAAGCGAUUUCGCUCUUGUUCGUGUUCGUCCAAAUAACCGCCGUGUUAUCGGAUUUGGACUUCAAGUGGCCUCCGAUUAUUCAAAACUUGUACAAGUACUUUGCGAUUUUCACGUUUGACAUUCAGUUGCUGCAACCGGAAUGUCACAUUCCGAAGUUUGAUUUCUUCUUGCGGUAUUUUGUCGUCGUGCUCUCGCCGCUCUUUUUUGGAGCGACGUUCGUGUUGAUCACCUUGCUGAAGUUUAUCAUCGGUCAAGUGCUCAUCAGAAUGCUUCUCGCGGGUUCGUUUGACUCGUGGUUCGCGUACGAUACUCGCGAUGUGGACGACGAAGGCAACCGCAGAGGUAAAUUGCAGAGGAUGAAGGAAAGGGCGAAGAAGAUGAUCACAGAUAAGAAAAUACAAUUGGAAGAGUUCUCCGUUGGUGAUCACAUCCGAUCAACUGCGAGGAUGUUUAUUCGCAUCAUGCUCACUUUGAUGGAUAUUUCUUACAUCUUUCUCUCGAGAGCGACGCUUGAAUAUUUCGAUUGCGUGAAAAACCCGGCGAAUGGAAUCUCGUAUUUGGAAGCUGAACCGAGCAUACAGUGUUACGACUGGGGGAACAUGAAAAAUCCCUGGACGCAGUACUUUCCUAUCGCGUUAGUGUUGGUGUGCAUGUACCCCUUUGGUAUCAUCUUGACGUUUUACUUCACGCUGUAUCGAAUUCGGGACAAGUUGAAUCGCCCGGAUACGGUCAAGACGUUCGGGUUUUUGUACGUGGGUUAUCGCCCGGCGUGGUACAGAUACAAGAUCUUAGUCUUGCUUCGCCAACUCGGCGUUGUCGGCAGUACCAUGUUGUUCUCGCAAGGAACAACGAUGAGUCAACUAGGUCAAUCUUUGGGUUGUAUGAUGACUAUUUUUAUCGCGAUGACCAUUCACUUCUUCGCGGACCCUCAGGAAUCCAAACGUCUGGACCGUUUAGAGUCUGCGGCUAUUUUCAUCUCCUUCGUGAACAUCUUCUCCGGUUUGAUUUUUCUAACCGAAAAAGCCUCGAAGAGAUUCGACGAUUUUCUGUCCUGGUUCAACGCAGUUCUCAUUUUAGGAGGCUUGACGAUCUUCCUCAUUUACAUCUUCAUGGAGGUUACUCCGUUUGUCGUCAAAUCUGCGAAAAGCAACAAAGGCAUCGUCGGCGUUUUCUUUGGCGACACCAAAGGUUUCAAAGGCGGCAAAGAAAGCAAAAAUACGACGGCGGAUAAGUUGGCGCAACUGGAUAAACGUUUAUCGAAGAAGAUAUCGACAAAAGCGGAAAAACAAAAAUCGUUGGAGAAAGGCCCUUCGUUGUACCGACGAAUGACGCUGGGUUCUAAACGGGACAUAUUGACCCCUGAAGAACUCCGCGCGGAGGCUCGAUCGAAAUUCGUCAACUCGCAACUAAAAGAAGCUAGUAAGAAUGUCCUCGAUAAGCAUCAAAGAGACUACUUGCAACAGUUACCGGUCGAGGAGGAGGUUUUGGAAAAGUACCGAACGGAGUAUGUGAAUCCAGAAACCAUGGAUGAAGAGUUCACGGAGUUGAACGAAUCUGGCGUGGACAUCCAGGCGCAAUGGAUCGUUGAGAGACAUUUACCAGCGCCGUUUACCAGAGUACACGCGGUUGACAUUUUAAAAAGAGUGAAUGAUUUACUCGAUCGCGCGAGACAGCGGCAAAAGUCUGUACAAGGCGUCAACAUGUUGGGAUCCUUGAAACCGUCUGGAUUGUUUUCGUUGAUUCGAAAAGGUGUCAUUCCUCAAGUUGCGGAUAACUUGAUGAGAAUUCGUUUAACCGCGGACGAUGGACCGAACAAAGUCGUCUCGAAAGUUGUCCCAUUAGCCACGGAAGGUUCCAAAUCCAGAUCGCUUGUCGUUAUGUUUUACGGCUGGGUGAUGCGACGCCUUGGAUUCAACGUCGCGGAGAACGACACGGAGAGGAAGAUUCGAACGAGAGCGGCGUUGAAAGCCGCUUUUCAGAAAGACAGAGGCGCUGCGAAUAUCAUGGAGCGCCUGAAAAAACAGAGAUCUGAAGCAGAGACGAAAGAAGAAGGAGACGGUGGAGGAAAUCCGAAGAAGCUUUCGUUAGUUGAGAAGAUCAAGGCGCAGCAGAAAUUGGAGGAGCAGAAAGCCGCCAACGAGGCGGCGAAGAGAACUGGAGCCCCCACUUCAAAACCUGAGGCGCCGCCAGAAGCCUCGAAUAAAGAACAAGAUGCUCCCCAAAAACCGGCGACGGUGGAGAAGAAACCGUCGGCGUUGGAGAGACUCCGUAGCGUCGCUGGUGGCGGAAAGAAGGAAGAGAAGAAGGAAGACGCCGACGAGAAGGAAAAGAAAUAG
Messenger RNA from Bathycoccus prasinos, 5550 nucleotides. RefSeq lists its product with no specific name. The coding region runs from base 1 to 5550 and encodes 1849 amino acids. The transcript has a single exon. The record is from RefSeq and is a predicted model, not a curated record. Lineage: Eukaryota; Viridiplantae; Chlorophyta; Mamiellophyceae; Mamiellales; Bathycoccaceae.